UAGAAAGGGGCGGGAAGGCAGAGAGGUCAUGGAGCUGUUGCAUUGUGGGAAAACACGUGUUCCAGCCGAGAAGAAACGGAGAUUUCGCCGCCAUGUCGUCCAAGAAGAAGCAGGACGGCGAUGAGCGCUUCCUCCGGGUGCAGAAGGACCCGCGCUUCUGGGAAAUGCCGGAGAGAGAGCGCAAGAUCAAGAUCGACAAACGCUUCCAGUCCAUGUUCCACGACGAGCGCUUCAAGGUGAAGUACACGGUGGACAAACGAGGACGUCCCAUCAGCCACACCUCCACCGACGACCUGAAGCGUUUCUACAAACUGUCCGACUCCGAAGAAGAGGAGGAGGAGACUGAGGGGAAGAAGAAGAAGAAGAAGAAAGGGAAGGAGAAGGUGGUGAAAGCUGAGAGAGACGUGAAGACAGGAGGUGGGCCUGGACGAGGAGUCAGAGCGGUGGAGGAUGAAGACGAUGAAGACGAUGAGGAGCAGCAGGAGGAGGAGGAGGACGAUGUUGAACUUGGAGAUGAUGUCUCAGUCGGCAGCGAGGAGGAGGAGGAAGACGACGAUGCAGAGGAGGAGGAGAGCGACAUUGGAUCAGAGGAGGAGGAGUCCGGUCUGGAUUCAGAGGACAGCGACAGCGACAGUGGGCCGGAUCUGGCCAGAGGGAAGGGAAACAUCGAGACCAGCUCAGACGAAGAUGACGACGACGACGUGGACGCCAUCCUGAGGAAGGAGGAAGAGGAGAUCGAACACGACUGGGGAGAAAUGUGCAAAGACGCUCCGCGAAGCGACGAGGUCUCUGCUCGACUCGCCGUCUGCAACAUGGACUGGGACCGGAUGAAGGCCAGAGACCUGCUGGCCCUGUUCAACUCCUUCACUCCUAAAGGAGGAGCUGUGCUGUCUGUCAAGAUUUACCCGUCAGAGUUUGGGAAGGAGAGGCUGAAGGUGGAGGAGACUCAGGGACCGCUGGAGCUGAAGACGCUGCCCGACGACUCGGAGGACGACACUGAGGAGGAGAGGGUUUACAGGGAGAAGAUGCGCGACUACCAGUUCAAGCGUCUCAAGUAUUACUACGCCGUGGUGGAGUGCGACUCGACCGCCACUGCCGCCAAGAUCUACGAGGAGUGCGACGGCUACGAGUACGAGAGCAGCUGCUCCGUCCUCGACCUGCGGUUUGUUCCUGAUGAAGUCACGUUUGAUGAGGAGCCCAAAGACGUCGCAACGGACGUGAACCUGACGUCCUACACCCCCAAACUGUUCACCUCCUCCGCCACCUCCACCUCGAAGGUGCAGCUGACCUGGGACGAGACGGACCACGACCGGGUCGCCGCCCUCAACAGGAAGUUCAACAAGGACGAGCUGCUGCAGAUGGACUUCAACGCCUACCUGGCCUCCUCCAGCGAAGAGGAGGAGGAAGAUGGAGGAGUCGAGGGUGGAGACGCUGACGCAGCAGAGGAGAAACAGACGGAGGAGGAGAAACCACAGAGGGAGGAAGAGAGGAGGAAGAAGAAGAGUGAGGAGCAGAUCUCUAAAUACAGACAGCUGCUGAGAGGAAUCCAGGACAAAGAGAAGAAGCUGCAGGAAGACAAAGACAUGGAGAUGGAGAUCACCUGGGUGCCAGGGCUGAAGGAGACGACGGAGCAGCUGGUGAAGAAGAAGCUGGAAGAGAAGGAGAAGCUGACGCCGUGGGAGGAGUUCCUGCAGAGGAAGAAGGAGAAGAAGAAGCAGAAGAAGAAGUCUCAGAUGAAACAGGAGGAGGAGGAGGAGGAGGAGGAGCUGAGCGAUGAUGAGCUUCCUCCAGAUGUUGACCUCAGUGACCCCUUCUUCGCAGAGGAGCUCGGUGCAACAGAUCUUAAGAAGAAACAGAAGAAGAAGAAGCAGGAGGAAGAGGAGCGAACAGCCGAGGAGGAAGAGGAGCUGGAGAAACAAAAGGCUGAGAUGGCUCUGCUGAUGGAGGAUGACGCCGACGACGCCAAACACAAACACUUUAACUACGACAAGAUCGUGGAGCAGCAGAACCUGAGCAAGAAGAAGAGGAAGAAGCUGCUGAAGAAAGGCGAGGAGCCGCUGGAGGACGACGGCUUCCAGGUGGACGUUAAAGACCCUCGUUUCCAGGCCAUGUUCACCUCCCACCUGUUCAACCUGGACCCGUCCCACCCCAGCUACAAGAAGACCAAAGCCACUCAGAGCAUCCUGGCCGAGAAGCAGCGCCGGCGAGAGGACGAGCGACGGCAGAAGGAGGACGUCCUCGGCGCUUGGACGACCACGCAGACGGAGUCCACCGCCGCUAAACAGGAAGCGACGGGGAAGAAACGAGAAAGUGACUCUGACGCUCCGACGGCAAAGAAGUCGACGGACCCCGGUCUGUCUCUGCUCGUCAAGUCGAUUAAAAGUAAAACGGAGCAGUUUCAGGCUCGAAAGAAACAGAAGCUGCUGUAGGUUUGACUGAAAACUGACAGACGUGGUGACUGAUAGAAACCGAUGAUGGUUUCUACUGAUGACACAGAAUCACUUUCCUGUGUUCACUGUUUUUAUCAGUUUGUACAGAAAAAGUCAGAACAGUAAUAAAUACUGAAUAAGGAGA
Messenger RNA from Lates calcarifer (barramundi perch), 2574 nucleotides. RefSeq names its product ESF1, nucleolar pre-rRNA processing protein, homolog (S. cerevisiae) (gene esf1). The coding region runs from base 93 to 2429 and encodes 778 amino acids. Gene Ontology annotation, cellular component: nucleus. Gene Ontology annotation, biological process: rRNA processing. The transcript has 14 exons. Gene Ontology annotation, molecular function: RNA binding. The record is from RefSeq and is a predicted model, not a curated record. NCBI's taxonomy places the organism in Eukaryota, Metazoa, Chordata, Actinopteri, Centropomidae.